Messenger RNA from Gekko japonicus, 1137 nucleotides. It is a transcript of the gene SLC35D3, whose product is annotated as solute carrier family 35 member D3. The record is from RefSeq and is a predicted model, not a curated record. The annotation marks the transcript as partial. Gene Ontology annotation, molecular function: antiporter activity. Lineage: Eukaryota; Metazoa; Chordata; Lepidosauria; Squamata; Gekkonidae. The transcript is spliced from 2 exons. Gene Ontology annotation, cellular component: Golgi apparatus.
CUGCUGCAGUGCCUGACCAGCUCCACGGCGGCGCUCAGCCUGGAGGUGCUGCGGCGGCGGGGCGCCCUGGACCUGCCGCCCUUCGGCUUCAGCCUGGCGCGCCUCUUCGCCGGGGUCACGGUGCUCUCCACCCUGCAGUCCAGCCUCACGCUCUGGUCCCUGCGCGGCCUCAGCCUGCCCAUGUACGUGGUCUUCAAGCGCUGCCUGCCCCUCGUCACCCUGCUCAUCGGCGCCCUGGUGCUCAAGAACGGCAUCCCCUCCGUCGGGGUCCUGGUGGCCGUCCUCAUCACCACCGUCGGGGCGGCUCUGGCAGGUGCAGGUGACCUGACUGGCGAUCCCAUUGGGUAUGUGACUGGAGUGCUGGCUGUGUUGGUGCAUGCUGCGUAUCUGGUACUCAUUCAAAAGGCAAGUACAGAUAGUGACUAUGGGCCCCUCACAGCCCAGUAUGCCAUUGCUGUGUCAGCCACACCUUUUCUUAUCAUCUUCUCUUUUGCCAGUCUGGAUGCUAUCAAUGUCUGGUCCUUCCCAGGAUGGAAAGAUCCUACCAUGGCAUGCAUCUUUAUUGCAUGUGUCUUUAUUGGCUGUGCCAUGAAUUUCACCACCCUUCAUUGUACCUACAUCAACUCAGCUGUAACCACUAGUUUUGUUGGAGUACUGAAGAGCAUCGCAACCAUCACAGUUGGUAUGGUGGCAUUCAGUGAUGUACAGCCCACAAAACUGUUUAUAGCAGGUGUAGUGGUAAAUACCAUGGGCUCCAUCAUUUAUUGUGUGGCUAAAUAUAUUGAAACCAGAAAACAGAGCAACUAUGAAGAUCUGGAGAAGGAAGCUAGGGAGCAGGAGCAGAAAGAAUGUGAUGGAGCUCAGCCACCAUUUGUAAUGGAGGAGAUGUCCAAGGAGACAGAGCCUGGAGAUACAACAGAGGAAUCAGCAAAUGAAAGCAGUCAGCCAAGCAUAAAGGAGAAGAAUGGCAUUAUGGGUGCAGCAAAUAUACCCACUGUCCCAGAAGGCACCAGCUCUGAAGGACUGGCCAAAAGCUCAUUAAAGGAUGCAUAUCUUGGAGUGUGGAGGUUGGUUAGGGGGGCUAAUUAUAUGAAGAAAGAUUACCUAAUAGAGAAUGAAGAGUUACCAAGUCCUUGA